This is a messenger RNA of Guyanagaster necrorhizus, 498 nucleotides long. Its product is annotated as RBP11-like subunits of RNA polymerase. NCBI's taxonomy places the organism in Eukaryota, Fungi, Basidiomycota, Agaricomycetes, Agaricales, Physalacriaceae. Gene Ontology annotation, molecular function: DNA binding; protein dimerization activity. Bases 9 to 314 code for a protein of 101 amino acids. The record is from RefSeq and is a predicted model, not a curated record. Gene Ontology annotation, biological process: transcription by RNA polymerase III; transcription elongation by RNA polymerase I. The transcript is spliced from 4 exons. Gene Ontology annotation, cellular component: RNA polymerase I complex; RNA polymerase III complex.
CAGCCCAGAUGAGCGGAGCCUCUGAGGACAUGUCAGCCGCAACAUACAAAAUUCAUGACGAAUCGCACACCAUAGGAAAUGCCUUGCGGUGGAUGAUUAUGAAAAAUCCCAAAGUCGAAUUUUGUGGAUACAGCGUCCCUCACCCUUCCGAGAACUUUAUACAUGUCCGCAUUCAAAUGUAUGAUCACCUAUCCUCACUAACCGCUCUCCUGACGGCGCUGGAUGAUCUUGACGCUUUAUGCUCCACCAUUGAUACCGCAUACCGGUCCAGUCUACAAAAUGACAUCUACGAGCGAUGGGAAGAGAAAUCUUGAUGUUGGUGCAUGGAAUUCUAUGUAAGGUUUGGUGUUCUACUGUAACACAGAAGCGGCCUUCUCGCUGGCACGGCAAUAGUGACCGUUUUCCAAGGUCAUGUCGGUGUCAGCUUCCCGUCAUCUUUUACGAAGACUCUGUACCGAACAAUGAGAAAGUUACCCAAUCUGCAGCCUUUCAUUCCAG